Messenger RNA from Geodia barretti, 597 nucleotides. NCBI's taxonomy places the organism in Eukaryota, Metazoa, Porifera, Demospongiae, Tetractinellida, Geodiidae. The record is from the annotation of a GenBank genome assembly.
UUGACCAAUCUGAGGAGGUUGAAUCUCGGCAACAACCGGUUGACUGGGGAGAUAUCGGCGGACUUGGGGGACCUGACUAACCUGCAAUAUCUUGACUUCUCUGACAACCAGUUUACCGGGGAGAUUCCAGCGGAUUUGGGGGACCUGACUAAUCUGAGGCGGUUGGUUCUUAGUGACAACCAGUUUACCGGCGAAAGACUAACACAAAUUGGAAAACUGUACCGCUUGGAAGUUCUAGACCUCAGCAACAACCGGUUGACCGAGGAUAUUCCGGAGGGGUUUUGGAACUUGACCAAUCUGAGGAGGUUGAAUCUCGGCAACAACCGGUUGACUGGGGAGAUAUCGGCGGACUUGGAGGACCUGACUAACCUGCAAUAUCUUGACUUCUCUAACAACCAGUUUAACGGGGAGAUACCGGAGGAUUUGAGGGACUUGUACGAUCUGAGGGAGUUGAACCUCAGCAACAACCAGUUUACCGGGGAGAUACCGGCGGAUUUGGAAGGCCUGGCCAGACUAGGGCAACUGGACCUCAGCAACAAUCGAUUGGACGGGAAUAUACCGGAGGAUUUGAGCGCUUGGUUUCUCUGGAAUGGCUAA